Paramisgurnus dabryanus is the source of this 749-nucleotide messenger RNA. The record is from RefSeq and is a predicted model, not a curated record. Lineage: Eukaryota; Metazoa; Chordata; Actinopteri; Cypriniformes; Cobitidae.
AGAAGAUAGACUCACUAACGUGACAAAUGUAAAAAAUAAAAAAACCUCGACCGGCCCAAAAGUGAAGCGGCCCACCGGGAAUCCUCCCGGUUCUCCCGAUUACCCACUCCGGGCCUGCUUGUGAGGCACCGUCGUCCAGAUUUCUGUUGUGCUUGCAUAAUCUUGGCCUUGGCAGGAUUUGGGGGAAAAUGGCCCAACUGAUAAACAGUGAUGUGUUCCUGGCCUUCUCCACGUAUGCCACCAUCGUCGUCCUCAAAAUGAUGUUCAUGUCCUUUCUGACUGCAUACUACAGGUUUACCAGAAAGGCCUUUUCAAACUGGGAAGACACUAAAUUUGGUAAAAACGCAGAAGAAAGAAAAAAGAUGCUUCAGACCCAUCCUGAUGUAGAGCGUGUUCGAAGGUGUCAUCAGAAUGACCUGGAGAACAUCAUUCCCUUUGUGUUAAUCGGUCUUCUGUACGCUCUCACGGACCCGGAUCUCUCCACGGCUCUGUUGCACUUCAGGGUGUUUGUGGGGUCACGGUUUAUCCACACGGUGGCUUACGUAACGUCUAUCCCCCAACCCAGUAGAGCUCUGACCUGGCUUGCGGGAAUGUUGACAACCUUCUCGAUGGCAUACCGGGUCCUCACUACUGCACUUUACCUUUAAUUUCCCCUGCAGGGGAGAGGUGCUUGCUUUAAAUAAAUGUUUUCUUAAAUCAAGAAUCAUUUUUAACUCUUUGCAAUGUGUAAUAAAAUCAGUUUAUCUGUA